This is a messenger RNA of Aspergillus saccharolyticus JOP 1030-1, 1425 nucleotides long. Its product is annotated as putative vacuolar sorting protein SNF7 family protein. Bases 1 to 1425 code for a protein of 474 amino acids. Gene Ontology annotation, cellular component: cytoplasmic side of plasma membrane; multivesicular body; ESCRT III complex. The transcript has 5 exons. Lineage: Eukaryota; Fungi; Ascomycota; Eurotiomycetes; Eurotiales; Aspergillaceae. The record is from RefSeq and is a predicted model, not a curated record. Gene Ontology annotation, biological process: late endosome to vacuole transport via multivesicular body sorting pathway; vesicle budding from membrane.
AUGAACGACCUCCUCGAGUACAUCCUCUCGCAGGAUCAAUUCAGAAAAAACCGCCUCCCAUCCCUCUACUCCGACUUCCCCAUCCACCGCAAAAUCAACCCAGAGGGCUACACCACCAACAUCGCCGCAUGGCAACACGCCCUAACCAGCGCCGCGAAACACGGUUACAUUCGCUCGCCGAUACCCACGUCUAAGUCUCAGUCUACUGGUGGUGCGACUUCGAAGGCGAAUCAUUUGAUCUUACGGGCGGAUGAGAGUUUGUUGCGCGAUUUGGAGAUUCCGGAGUGGGGAAGGCCGGUAGCGCUUGGGGCGGUGUUUGAUGAAGCCGUCAGGAAUCGCACGAUGGUGCCGCUGCAGAUGUAUAAGAACAGUGGGGCUUGUCUGCAAAAGCCCGGCUGGGGAAUUGAUACGUCCGCGUUAAGUCCCUGGGUGGUGAUGAGUUGGGGGAUGAAGCAGCUGAAAGGGGUGGUGCUGGGGUCGGAGGAGGCGACGCCGCGUCUGCAGGCACAGGAGUUGGUUUUGGUGGAGAAUUUGAAGGAGACUGCAGAGAGAGUAGUCAAAAAGGUCAUGGGCCAUCAUCCGUCCAAGACGGACUUGGUCUACUCCAGGGAAAAGUUUAUGGAGGAGUUUGCUACGAUCUUGGACGAACAGAGCCAGCUGUCGAAUGCGGAUAUGGAUGUUCUUUUGCUGUAUCUGUCCCGCGAUAGUGGUGCUAUCGCUUAUGAUGGGAAGACGAUCAGGUUCAGACCGUCGAAUGAUUCGCCGAGGGAGAUCACGGAGCAAGAUACCGCUGUGGCCUCGAUCAAGUCGCUGAUGGCUACGAUGACCAAGCAGGUUGAGAGUCUGGAGAAGAAGAUCGACGAGCUGAACGUGACCGCAAAGACCGCGUUGCAAAGCAAGAACCGCGUCUCGGCGCUCUCGGCGGUGCGCUCUAAGAAACUUGCUGAGCACAAUCUGAAGCAGAGACUAGAUACCUUGAUGCAACUUGAGGAGGUUUAUUCUAAGAUAGAACAGGCGGCGGAUCAGGUCGAAUUCGUCAGGGUCAUGGAAUCGAGCGCUGGAGCGCUACGUGGCUUGCAUGCACAAAUUGGAGGUGCGGCCCGUGUUGAGGAUGUGGUGGAGGAGUUACGUGACGAGAUGACCAAGGUGGACGAGGUCGGUAAUAUACUAAACGAGGCGGCGCCGCACAUUGACGAGAUGGAGAUCGACGAGGAGCUGGAGGAGCUGGAAAACAGGGAGCGGGAGGCGAGAGAGGAGAAGGAGGCGGAAGAGAUCCGCAAGAAGCUUGCCGAACUCGACAAUCUCGAACAGCGUGCGCAAGAAGCCGCACGCAGUGCAGCAGCCGAGAAGGACCUGGAUUCUGAGCUAGAGGAGAGAUUGUCCCGCAUGUCGGUCGAAGAGGGCCCCAGUGCUACAGCCCAGUGA